This is a messenger RNA of Purpureocillium lilacinum, 1692 nucleotides long. RefSeq lists its product as uncharacterized. Lineage: Eukaryota; Fungi; Ascomycota; Sordariomycetes; Hypocreales; Ophiocordycipitaceae. Gene Ontology annotation, biological process: proteolysis. Gene Ontology annotation, molecular function: dipeptidyl-peptidase activity; serine-type exopeptidase activity. The record is from RefSeq and is a predicted model, not a curated record.
AUGACCGUCGUCCGAGGAGGCCCCCUCGCAGCAUUUGCUGCUGCGCUCCUCUGCAUCGGCCCGGCGACGGCGCUCCACGCCCCCGGGCUGCUUCGCGUCCUCGCGCCCGCCGCAGGAGCAGCAGACUCGUCAGUCCCAGCGCCGCCCGCCGACUCGCGCAUCAAGGCGUACAACCUCUCGGUGCCGGUGGACCACUUCCACAACUCGUCGCGGUACGAGCCGCACUCCAACGCCACCUUCCCCCUGCGCUACUGGCUCGACACGUCCAACUACAGGCCCGGCGGGCCCGUCGUCGUGCUCAACUCGGGCGAGUUCACGAGCGAGGGCCGCUUCGACUUCCUCGACCACGGCAUCGUCCCCAUCCUGACCAAGGCGACGGGCGGCGUCGGCGUCGUCCUCGAGCACCGCUACUACGGCACCAGCUACCCGACCGAGGACGUGACUGUUGAGAACCUGCGCUUCCUCAGCACCGAGCAGGCCCUCGCCGACAAUGCCUACUUUGCGCGCCACGUGCGGUUCCCGGGCCUCGAGCACGUCAACCUCACCGCCCCCGGCACGCCCUGGAUCAUCUACGGCGGGUCGUACGCCGGCGCCGUCGCCGCCUUCACGCGCAAGGUCUACCCGGACGUGUACUGGGGCGCCAUCUCCUCGUCGGGCGUCACCGCCGCCGUCGACGUCUUCUGGCAGUACUUUGAGGCGGCGCGGCACUACGCGCCCGGCGACUGCUCGCCCACGCAGCAGAAGCUCAUGCACGUCGUCGACAGCAUGCUGCUCAGCGGGGACGACGCCCAGGUGGACAAGGUCAAGGACUUCUUUGGCCUCAAGGAGCUCUGGAACGACGAGUUCGCCGCGUACCUGACGGGCGGCGUGAGCGGCCUGCAGUCCACCAACUGGGACCCUGCCGAGGACGAUGCGUCGUUUGGCAAGUGGUGCGCGACCAUCACCUCGAACAGCCUCCUCUUCGAGAGCACGGCGUUUUUGAGGCCCGAGGUGGAAAAGGCCGUCGGCGGUGCUGGGUACAAGGGCCAUGAGCUCAAGACGCUCACGACCAGGAUGCUCAACUACAUUGGCUUCGUCAAGGACUCGGUGAAGCAGACCAAGAGCUCCUGCAAGGGCCAGAGCCUCCGCGAGUGCGUGUCUGACCGGUUCUACACCAACGACACCAGCAUCGCCGCCGGGGAGUACCGCAGCUGGCUGUACCAGACCUGCACCGAAUGGGGUUACUUCAACUCCGGCGCCGCCACGCCCAAGAACAAGCUCUCCAUGAUCUCGCGCGCCCUGACGUACGAGUACUCCACCACCAGCUGCCGCCGCCUCUUCAACAUCACGGCGCACCCGGACGUCGACGCCGUCAACAAGUACGGCGGCUUCAACUUCAGCUACCCGCGCGUGGCGCUCAUCAACGGCGCGCAGGACCCCUGGCGCGCGGCCACCGGCCACGCCAUCGGCCGGCCCGGCCGGCAGUCCACCACGGAGGAGCCCUUUAUCCUCGUGGACUGGGCGGUGCACCACUGGGACGAGAACGGGCUCAAGGACCCGGCCCAGGCGCGUCCCGGGUUCCCGCCCAAGCAAAUUGUCGAUGUGCAGGCCGAGGAGGUGCGCUUCGUCAAGGCGUGGUUGCAGGAGUUUGACAAGAAGCAGAAAAGGGGUGCGGGUGCGGGUGCGAGUGCGAGUGCGACGGGCGAGCUGUAG